Molecule: messenger RNA, 966 nt
Organism: Helianthus annuus (common sunflower)
Lineage: Eukaryota; Viridiplantae; Streptophyta; Magnoliopsida; Asterales; Asteraceae
Product: aquaporin TIP2-1
Exons: 3
Coding region: 96-842 (248 amino acids)
Biological process (GO): water transport; transmembrane transport
Cellular component (GO): membrane
Molecular function (GO): water channel activity
Source: RefSeq, a predicted model, not a curated record
UUUAGUGUCAUUUGCAAAGUGCCCACUCCCAAUUCUCCUCAUUUUUUCUUCACACUCUCCAUUUCUUUUAAUUAUUUAAGUUCUGAAAAAACAAAAUGCCUGGAAUUGCAUUUGGUAGUUUUGAUGAUUCCUUUAGCUUGAGCUCCAUCAAAUCCUACGUUGCAGAGUUCAUCUCCACCCUUCUCUUCGUCUUCGCGGGUGUCGGCUCCGCCAUUGCUUUCGCCAAGUUGACAGCGGAUGCUGACCUUGAUCCAGCCGGUCUGGUGGCUAUCGCGGUCUGCCAUGGACUUGCACUCUUUGUCGCGGUCUCCAUCGCCGCUAACAUCUCUGGCGGCCAUGUCAAUCCAGCUGUCACCUUCGGAUUGGCUGUUGGCGGUCAAAUCACCAUCCUAACUGGCAUCUUUUACUGGAUUGCCCAAUGCAUUGGCUCCAUCGCCGCAUGCUACCUUCUUAGCUUCGUCACCGGAGGCUUGGCGGUGCCUACCCAUGCGGUUGCUGCUGGUGUUGGAGCUAUCCAAGGAGUAGUGAUGGAAAUCAUUAUCACAUUUGCAUUGGUGUACACCGUUUACGCCACCGCAGUUGACCCCAAGAAGGGCGAUUUGGGCACAAUCGCGCCGCUUGCCAUUGGUCUCAUUGUAGGUGCCAACAUUUUGGCCGCCGGUCCAUUCUCUGGUGGAUCAAUGAACCCGGCCCGAUCCUUCGGUCCUGCUGUGGCCGCUGGUGAUUUCUCCGGCCACUGGAUCUACUGGGUUGGACCUCUCGUUGGUGGUGGCUUAGCCGGAGCAAUUUACAGCAAUGUGUUUAUUAGUAAUGAACAUGCUCCCCUUUCCAGCGAGUUUUAAUGUUUUUUUUCUUGUGAACCAGAUCAGUUUGUAAUUGUAAUAAAAGAAAGGAAAGCAAUUUAUUUGUUUUUCUUUUCUUUUCUAUUUUAUUUUAAUUUAUGAAAAUUUAAUUUGUUGUGUUCUU